UCUAUGUCACAGAAUAACAUUCGAGAAUGGGACAUGGAAUGAGGGGACGGCCGCCGCAGCCUCAGCAGUGGCAGCCCAGGGCCGGGCAGCAGCAACCCUCACCGCCCGCAACCCCCGGAGAGGCUCGGUCGCAAUGAAGCGCGCUUCCUCCAGGCCCGGCCCGUGAGCUGUAGCCCGGCCACGCUCCCUCUUGGCGCGUCCUGCAGCACCAGCGGCAUGGAGAAGGCCACGCGCUCGGGGCGCUGAUCCUUUUGCUCCCGCCCCACCAUGACUGGCUCCGCGGCCGACACUCAUCGCUGCCCCCAUUCCAAAAGCGCCAAAGGCACCCGGUCCCGGAGCAGCCAUGCACGGCCAGUGAGCCUCGCCACCAGUGGGGGCUCGGAGGAGGAGGACAAAGACGGCGGGGUGCUGUUUCACGUGAACAGGAGCGGCUUUCCCAUGGACAGCCACACCUGGGAACGCAUGUGGGUGCACGUGGCCAAGGUGCACCCGAAGGGCGGAGAGAUGGUGGGGGCCAUCAGGAACGCAGCCUUCUUGGCAAAGCCUUCAAUACCCCAGGUCCCAAACUACAGGCUGUCCAUGACGAUCCCGGACUGGCUGCAGGCGAUCCAGAAUUACAUGAAGACACUACAGUAUAAUCACACAGGGACCCAGUUCUUUGAAAUUAGGAAAAUGAGACCACUGAGUGGGUUAAUGGAAACAGCAAAGGAAAUGACCCGAGAGUCCUUGCCGAUCAAAUGCCUUGAAGCUGUCAUCCUGGGCAUAUACUUAACCAAUGGGCAGCCUUCCAUUGAGCGAUUCCCCAUCAGCUUUAAAACCUACUUCUCAGGAAAUUACUUUCACCACGUUGUGCUGGGAAUAUACUGCAAUGGCCGCUAUGGCUCCGUGGGCAUGAGCCGGAGGGCUGAGCUGAUGGACAAGCCCCUGACCUUUCGGACGCUGAGUGACCUUGUCUUUGACUUUGAAGACUCCUACAAGAAAUACCUGCACACAGUCAAGAAGGUCAAGAUUGGGCUGUAUGUCCCCCACGAGCCCCACAGCUUCCAGCCCAUCGAAUGGAAGCAGCUGGUCCUCAAUGUCUCCAAGAUGUUGAGGGCUGACAUAAGGAAGGAGCUGGAGAAAUACGCCAGGGACAUGAGGAUGAAGAUCUUGAAGCCUGCAAGUUCCCACUCUCCGACCCAGGUGAGAAGCCGGGGGAAAUCCCUGUCACCUCGAAGGAGACCAGCAAGUCCCCCAAGGAGGCUCGGCAGGCGAGACAAGUCGCCUGCUCUGCCUGAGAAGAAGGCUGUGGAUCUCAGCACCCUGAAUGAAGUGGGCUAUCAGAUCCGAAUCUAGCCCAGCUCCGGAGGCCAGCAAGAGGGUGCUGUGGUGCUCCGCUCUGCACUUUCCCCAGUGUCUUCAGGAGGAACCGCAUUUAUUUAUUAAGAACUCGUGAAUUUUAUUUCUAAGGAUUCAUCUGGAAAUAGAAUCUGAGUGGAUGGGAGCAAUUAGCUUUAAAAACUCCUGCAGCAGCAACCAUGAAAAGGCUGAAGAAUAAACCCUACUGGGGUUGGACUGUCUCCCUCCCUCACAAUCUCAAGGAUAACAAACACGAACUGGAGUUUUAUACCUCUUCAUUUACAUUCUUUUCCUGGCUUGGAACAUCAUGCCUCACCAGAAUGGCAGAGUCCUCUCUCCCACUUUUCGUAUAGUAAGAUCACUCAGUCAGUAUUAAGUCUUUUUCAGCAAUAACAGAAGCAAAGAUGGGUGGGUUUUUUUUAAGCAAUUAAUAUUACCUCAGCAUUUUUACAUCAGAUAUGCAAACUUAAUGUUUUUUU
This is a messenger RNA of Octodon degus (degu), 1817 nucleotides long. RefSeq names its product vasohibin 2 (gene Vash2). Gene Ontology annotation, biological process: regulation of angiogenesis. The transcript is spliced from 8 exons. Bases 268 to 1335 code for a protein of 355 amino acids. Gene Ontology annotation, cellular component: cytoplasm. NCBI's taxonomy places the organism in Eukaryota, Metazoa, Chordata, Mammalia, Rodentia, Octodontidae. The record is from RefSeq and is a predicted model, not a curated record.